Messenger RNA from Schistocerca serialis cubense, 5200 nucleotides. RefSeq lists its product as uncharacterized. Lineage: Eukaryota; Metazoa; Arthropoda; Insecta; Orthoptera; Acrididae. Bases 463 to 4182 code for a protein of 1239 amino acids. The transcript is spliced from 7 exons. The record is from RefSeq and is a predicted model, not a curated record.
UAUUCACAAGAAAUGAUAAUUUGUGUUUUGGAAUGCAGCCAGCCAUACAUAUUAUUCUUGGGUCGAAGAUACGAACGCAUCUGUCCUAGCUUAAUGUACUAGUGAAUGCGUUUGUGAAUACUCUGGCAGGAUGUCUUCACGUGACGACACUCGUUUGUUGAUGUUGUUGUUGUUGUUGUUCGUUUAGGAUAGGUUUGGUAGGUGCAUCAACAAACACCUUGAUUAAUGUUCGCAAAACAUAUUUUUGCUACUCAGAUAAACUUUGCCACGAUAAUGAAAGAGUGGAUUGAUCAGCUGUGAACAAGAGGAAAGUGUGAAAACGGUAAAGACUUCGUUUUCUCCGAUUCUAAUGCUCUUCAUUUUGCGACGCGACAUUACACUAUAGGCUGCACAAGAUGCCUAAUCAAUGUAUUAUGUGCAUCAAGAUCACCUCCGUGUUGAAACAAGAAAGAAAAUGCAAGUAUGGCAGCUACUGUUAACAGCGCAGAACAAAAACCAGUAAGUGUUGGAGUAUUUGUUGACGUACCAAAUAGCACACCAAUUUCACCAGUACAGUUAUCAGCCAAUGAUAUAAGGAUGCCCCAGGAAUCGGGUUCUCAAAAUAUUGCAAAUGGAGACGCAGCAACUUUGCCGCUUCCAACACCAAAUUUUUCAAUUCCUCCACAUUUAAUGGGGCGGAAUAUUGAAAAUCCUGCAGAAGACUUAGUUACACGAGGCAGAAAACCCCAAAAGCCACGUCUGGGUGUAAAAGUGCCAUAUAGAAAUUUGACAAGCCAGAUUGUGACCCAGGACGAACUAGCACAAGAACUGCUCGAACGAUCUUUAAAAAAGUAUCCAGUUCAUGACACACCAGAAGGUGGCGAUAUUUUUUUUGCUAUUAAGUUAACGCAGAGACUUGCAAAUCAUAUUGCUCCAUCAUCAUCUAGUUCAGGUGCCACUGCAGCACAACCUACUGGUGUUCUACAAAAGACUGAUUUGUCAGUGAAAUCAGGUAAUAUUGUAUCAGAGAAGAACACUUCCGCCCAAGAGCAAAAGGUUAUUGCUGAUGACAAGGAGUUACUUGCUAUACUUGAGGGUGAUGUAGACCCUAACUGGAUACCCGAGAUAAAAGCUACACCACAGUGUCAACUACAAAGAACAGUUCCUUCUACAGUUCCUACAAAUGGAAAUCAUUUCACAACCCCUCCUAAGUUGGACCCUUUGCUUGAAAAAGAACUUGCUUUGAAGCAACUGAUGGAAUUUGAGACAACUCCACGGAAGAAGAAAACAGAUAAAUUGCAAGAAAAGUCGCCAAAGAAAACUAAGCAGAAUGUUAAGAAGCCUGCUAUUGAUGCACUUACUGAAAACAAUGCUCAUAAUGUUACAACUGAAGUAAAGAAGGUACCAAAGGAAAAUGAUGUAGCAGAGUUAAAGAAGAAAAAGAACAGGAAAAGAAAAGCUGUCGUUAUUGCCUCUGAUAAUGUAAAGAAGAAAAAGCUAUCUACUAAGAAUGUAUCAGAAAACAUUGAGAAUGGAAGAGCUGAUAGAAACAAAGUGAAAAAAUUACAAAAAGACUCAAAGAAAAUAAAUUCAACAGAUAAAAAAAUUAGUGAAAAUGUUGUUAAAGUAAUUGAGUCAGUUGUGAAAUCGUCUGCAGAAAUGGAGAAAAUAAAUGAGAGCCAGUCGCCAGUUCAAGAUACGAAAUGUGACCUUUCUGACAAGCCCUCAGAAGUGGAUACAAAAGGACUUCAUAGAGAAUCUAGUGUGGAAAAUGUAAAAAAUCAUCUUGACAAAAACAAAGCCAGUGUACAAGACGCAAUUUCAACUAAUGCUGUUCCUAAUAAUGAGAAUAAUACACCAGUUUCAGAAGUGUCUGAUCUAAAAAACAGGGCAGAUAAUUCUGAGAAAAAUAUCCGUAGGGGUAUCAGUAAAGACAAUGGGGAAGAUCAAAAGUUACCAGAUGCCUCAUCUGGUUCCAAGAAACGGUGCCGAAGAAGUGAAGUAGAUAAAUUACUUAUAGAUGAAGGUGCAAUUAAUCUUUUAUAUGAAGCAGAAUUAGGUGACUCAAGACGAAGGUCUGCAGUUUGUGAUAAUGAUGUUUCUUCCAAUAACAAUCUGAAAAAACCAAUAAAACCGAAACUGAACUCUUCCCGGUGGAAAAAGAAGAAUCUUCUAUUGAAAACCCGCCUUGUGAAGAAUGCUGUUCUGAGACUGAAAUCUUUGCAGAAUCCGGCAGUUAACUUACGUGCAAAAAGGCAGUUACUUUGCACAUCAGACCACCAGCAGAGUGCAGACAGCAAAAUGGCGCCACCCAAACGGAUGGAAUCUCGUGAAACUCUUCGGUCACCACCUCCAUCGACUGUUCACUUUGACCCCCCAUCACCAACUCAGUCUUUACCAUGUCCACCACGAUUGCAGUUACGGGCUGAGGCAUCAAGAAUAAUUCGUAGACAUUCUUCCAGCAGUAAUUUCUCCAGUCGCAGCACAAGCCCAACUCUGAUACCACGUACUAGUUGUGAUACUGGUAUUAAUCAACAUAAGAGUGAACAUACCAGUGAUGGUCAAAGUGGCAAAAAAGUUGUUUAUGAAUCUCAACUUAAAUCGAUUUCAAAGCAAGGGGCAGAGGCUCGUAAGAAGGGUGUUCCAAUAUUCAUCAGAAAAGCAGAGCCUCUACGGACAUAUAAAGAUAAGAAAGGAAAGGAGAAGGAAUUUAAUGGAACUGUUAGUAUUCAGAAGGAGGUGACAGGUGCAAGUAAAUCUGUUAAAACUUCAAGUACUAGAAUUGCAGAUAGUAAAACACUACCAAGAUUAAAGACAAGCAUAUCACAGAAAGAACAUGAAUCAAAAGAAGUUCUUUUGCCAAAUGCACCAAAAAAUGUUUCUCUUGAUAAAAGUAAAUUCAAUCCAGAUGUGACAAAAAUGCAUCAGAAAAAUUCCCACAAAGAAAAACUCCCAAAAUCAGCUAAGUUAUCUGAAGAACACAGUGUAAUGAAAGCAAAGAAAAAGGACAGGACACAAAAAUCAGAGGUUACUGGGAUGCCAGUAGUGGUUUCUAGUAGUCUUGAGAAAUCACCAGUUUCAGCAACUGAUGUAGAGGCAGAGCUCACUACUUGUUUAGCUGAAGCUGCAUCAGCUUUUGCAGCAGAAGAUAGAAGUCUCCAAGUGUCAUCGUCUGGUCAAAACACUCAGGUUGUAGCAAGGAGCAAACUAAGUACUCCAAAUCCAUCACAGAAGAAAGAUACAAACCGCUCACAUCCACAGAGUCCCAAUGCUGCUUCGUAUGUCACUCUGGUGAAAACUUUAGAGAAUGAUGUUCAGAAACAGAAGCGCAAAGAUGAUGAGCAUGCUAAGUCAAGAACAAGCAUUCGUCAAAAUGCUGGUACUGUGAGCUAUAGGGAACUUAACAUUCGGCGUUAUAAUGGUCUUGUUCAGAUCAUAAUGAACCCUGCAUCAACAAAAAUGAAAAAUGCACUAAACUUGCAGGUUCUACGUGAAUUACGUGGUGCAUUAUCUCAAAUGAAACGAGAUGAUUCCUGUCGAGCUGUUCUGCUGACAUCGACUGGUGGUCUCUUCUGUCAAGGUGUUGAUCUGCACUGUGUGCUGCUUUCAAACAUAGAACGGCGGAAGGCAGUAGCACAAGAAUUUGCUUUUGCAAUCAAGGAUUUUAUUAGAACAUUAGCACAUUUCAACAAACCUCUUAUAGCAGGUGUUAAUGGUGCAGCAGUUGGUUUAGGUGUAACAAUGCUACCUUUUUUCGACAUGGUGAUUGCAAGUGAUAAAGCAACAUUCUACACACCAUAUGCUAAACUUGGACAAGUACCUGAGGGUGGAGCCACAAUGACAUUCCAAUACAUGUUUGGAAAUUGUUUGACAAGUGAGCUGCUGUUUGGGUGUCGCAGAAUAACAGCCAGUGAAGCUUUGCACUUUGGCCUGGUGACACGCAUUUUAUGGCCUGAUCGUUUCCAAGAGGAGCUGAUUCCUAUUGUUCGCGGGGUUUCAGCUCAAUCAACCCAGGCAAUGGAAGCAACAAAGGCACUUUUACGCCAUGGCCUUCGAACUAAGUUAGAGGCUUCACUUGAGUCAGAAAUACACUUACUGGUGCAGCAUUGGUGCACAACUGAAUGUCAGAAUAAUAUUCGUAAUUUUCUGGAAGCUUAUGAAGAAAUCAGCUUGCAGAGACAACGCAUUGAUCCUGACCUCUAGCCUUGGGUUUGUCCCAUUAGUGCUGUCUGGUCAGAGUCCUCCAGAGGGCAACAGGGAAAUUCCUGUUUUGAACACUAAUAAUUAUUUAUUGUUGUAAGUGUGUGCUUUAUUUUUAUAGGCAGUUUGUUAUGGUUUGAAAUGGUGGAAUACCUGAUCAUCAUGAUGCAUGGUAAUGACUUUGUUAGGUCUUUGUGACAUUUGUGAUAUUAUUGAUAGAUAAUACAUCACUUUCGUUCUGUUCUAAAGUUUUGUGAGUACAGGUGUACUGUGUGGUUAUACAGAUGCCUUCAUAGAUGACAACAGUUAAAAAGAUGGUUUAAGUGCUGAAGGCAUUCUUAUCAACAGAACUUUCAUGCUGGGGCCAAGAUUGUAAUGCAGAUUUGUCUUUCUAUAUGAUUUCUGAUUGUUACAGUUGAAGCUGAAGAAGUUGAGUGUUUUGUAAUGUGUAAAAGUGUAGUUGUUGAUGAUCUCUCAGAAAUCUUUAUUUUCGUAAGAUCAGUUGAUACGUUGGUGAAUAAUUGUUAAGCCAUUUCAAUGUCACCUUUGUGCUCAGGAGAAUUCGGUGUUGAUCCAGUUUACGAAGAAAAGCUAAAUAGUUCGUGUGGAGACAGUGAUAGAUUGUAAUUACUGCUUUCUUGCAUUGUAUAGAAUUGAUAAUUUCAUCUCUUUGUACUUUUGUACAACUUUACAAAGUUGAAAACAAAUAUUCAUUGUUGUGGAUGUUCACAAAAUAAUAAUUUUGUUACAGAUGCAUACCAUUUAAGUUUACACUUAAGUAGUAAUCAUAUAUGCACUUAUUAUCAGAUGUUGACCUGUGUAUACUUCCUUGCACACAGUACUCCUGUUCAUCCUCCUCCUUUUUUAUCUACUUAUUUUCGUUUAAAGGUUGUCACUGUGCACUUUAAGAAAUUAAAAUUAAAUUUUCAAAAGUGCCAGAAUAUCACCUUCCUCUCCACUAACUACAUGCGUGCUCACACACACACACACACACACACACACACACACACACACACACACA